AUGCGCAUCCUCAUCACAGGCUCCAGCGACGGCCUAGGCCUCCUAACCGCAAACCUGCUCUCGCAGUCUCACCAAGUAAUCCUCCACGCCCGCAACACCUCCCGCGCCCACGAUGCCACCUCCGCCUGUCCUUCCGCUCACACCUGUAUCACCGGUGAUUUGUCCACUCUGGCCGGCAUCCGCGCCUUCGCUGCCGAAGCAGAUAAACACGGCCCCUACGAUGCCAUAAUGCACAAUGCAGGACUGUACUUAGGACCCUUCCGACGCACUGAAGACAAUAUGCCAGCACUAGUCGCUGUAAACACAAUCGCACCUUACCUGCUUAGCUGUCUAAUGCAAAAGCCCAAACGCUUGAUUUUCGUCAGCAGUGGAUUGCAUCAAAACGGCAAUGCUGGAUUGGAAGACAUCACCUGGCAACAAAGGGGCGAGGGAAAGUGGAAUGAUGCACAAGCAUAUGCGGAUUCAAAAUUGCAUAAUGUGGUUUUUGCGUGGGGAUUUCAUAGGAGGUUUGGCAUUCCGACAGCGAGUGUGGAUCCUGGGUGGGUGAAGACGAAGAUGGGAGGGCCAAAUGCGAUGGAUGAUUUGGAUGCUGCGGUGAAGACGUUUGCCAUGGUGUGUACCGGCGAGGGAGAGGCGGGGAAGAGGGAGGUAGGGCAUUACUAUCAGAUGAAGCAGAGAGGCUUCAGAGAAGAAGCGAAAGAUGUGGAGACGCAGGAGAAGUUGUUUGGGAUUCUCGAGGGGGUGACUGGUGUCAAGGUGCCUGAGUAG
Molecule: messenger RNA, 768 nt
Organism: Aureobasidium musti
Lineage: Eukaryota; Fungi; Ascomycota; Dothideomycetes; Dothideales; Saccotheciaceae
Source: the annotation of a GenBank genome assembly